AUGAUCACGGGAAGGACUGAUGGCGAAGGUGGUGUUGACUCGUCAAUUGGUGGCUCAAUUGUUACAUCAGGUGGUGAAAGUUCAGGUGUAGAUUGGUCAGGCGGUGAUGGAAUCAGUGGCUGUCCAAUGACUAUAUCCGGUGGGAAAUUGUCUAUCGGUGGAGGAACUAAUGAAGGGAUAACUUGUGUGGGUGGUGGAGUUCCGGUGAAUAUAUCCGGCGGUGGAAAUUGUGCAGCCGGCGGCGUUAUUGUUGACCGGUCUAAUGGCGGAGGAAGGAGGAAAACUGGUGAUGGUGGAGGUGACCCGGUCGUUACAUCAGGCGGUGAAAACCAUGUCAUUGGUGGCAUAGGCGGGACGUCCGGAACCAACGGUGGAGGAGGUGUACCGAAAGUUCCCGGGGCACCGGCGCCUAAAAGAGGAGGAGGAGGUGUACUGGUUGAUCCGGGAGCUCCGCCACCUAAAAAAGGAGGAGGAGGUGAAAUUGUAGUUCCUGGAACUCCACCACCUAAAAGAGGAGGAGGAGGUGAAAAGGUGGUUCCCGGAGCUCCCCCACCUAAAAGAGGAGGAGGAGGUGAACCGAAGAUUCCCGGAGCACCGCCGCCUAAAAGAGGAGGAGGAGGUGAAAUGGUGGUUCCCGGAGCUCCCCCACCUAAAAGAGGAGGAGGAGGUGAGCCGAAGAUUCCCGGAGCACCCCGCCUAAAAGAGGAGGAGGAGGUGAACCGAAGAUUCCCGGAGCACCGCCGCCUAAUAGAGGAGGAGGAGGUGAACCGAUGA
This is a messenger RNA of Microthlaspi erraticum, 774 nucleotides long. Lineage: Eukaryota; Viridiplantae; Streptophyta; Magnoliopsida; Brassicales; Brassicaceae. The record is from the annotation of a GenBank genome assembly.